This is a messenger RNA of Pipistrellus nathusii (Nathusius's pipistrelle), 2211 nucleotides long. NCBI's taxonomy places the organism in Eukaryota, Metazoa, Chordata, Mammalia, Chiroptera, Vespertilionidae. The record is from the annotation of a GenBank genome assembly.
AUGGAGCGGGUCUGGGGGGCCUCGGCCCUCCUGUGGGCCGUGUUGGCUGCGGCGCACGCCUUCAGGAUGGAGAUCUCGCCCGAGUCGCCCGUCAUGGCCCCCAUCGGCACCGCGGUCUCGCUGACCUGCCGGGCGGACGGCUGCGCGGCGCCCGCCUUCUCCUGGCGGACCCAGAUCGACAGCCCGCUGGGCGGGCGGGUGCGGAGCGCCGGGCCCUUGUCCACGCUCACCAUGGACCCCGUGGGCUUCGGGAACGAGCACUCGUACCUGUGCACGGCCGCCUGCGGGGCCCGCAAGGCGGAGCGGGGCGUGGAGGUGCACGUUUACUCUUUCCCCAAGGCCCCGGAGAUCCACCUGCCCGGCCCCCUGCGGGUGGGGCAGCCGGCCACGGCCACCUGCCUGGUCCCCGACGUCUACCCGUUCGACAGGCUGGAGGUGGAGGUGCUGAAGGACGGCCGAGUCCUGAGAAGCCAGGAGUUCCUGGAGCCCAUGGAGAGCAAGUCCCUGAGGAACAUGAGCGUGGAGGUGACCUUCACGCCCACCCGGGAGGACACGGGGAAGGCCCUCGUGUGCCGAGCCACGCUGCACAUCCCCGAGGUGGGGGAGGAGCUCCGGAGGAGGGAGAGCACCAGCGAGCUGCAGGUGUACGUCUCGCCCACGAACACCACCGUGUCGGUGAGCCCGUCGGCCCGGCUGCAGGAGGGCGGCUCAGUGACCAUGACCUGCGCCAGCCGGGGCCUGCCGGCGCCGCGGGUCUCCUGGAGCAGGAAGCUGGCCGGCGGGCACCUGCAGCCGCUCUCCGGGAACGCCACGCUCACGCUGGUCGCCAUGAGGGCGGAGGACUCCGGGGUUUACGUGUGCACGGCGGGGAACCUGGCUGGCGAGGACCGGAAGGAGGUGGAGCUGCUUGUCCAGGAAAGGCCGUUCGCGGUGGACGUGGGCCCCGGGCCCCGGGUGGCCGCCCGGAUCGGCGGCGCGGUCACGCUGACGUGCGGGGCCGCGGGCUGCGCGGCGCCCGCCUUCUCCUGGCGGACACAGAUGGACAGCCCGCUGGGCGGGCGGGUGCGGCGCGAGGGGCCCCGGUCCACGCUGACGCUGAGCCCCGUGGGCUUCGCGCACGAGCACUCGUACCUGUGCAGCGUGACCUGCGGCCGCAGGAAGCUGGAGAAGGGAGUCAAGGUGCAGCUCUACUCGUUCCCCAGGGACCCGGAGAUCCAGACGGGCGGCGUGCUGGUGAGCGGCAGCCCGGCCACCGUGAGCUGCCAGGUGCCCGAGGUGUACCCGCUGGAGCGGCUGGAGAUGCGGCUACUGAAGGGGGGCCACGUGGUGAGGAGUGAGAACUUCCUGAUGGGCGCCGACCAGAAGUCCCUGGAGACCGGCCGCCUGGACGUGACCUUCGUCCCCACCACCGAGGACACAGGCGAGGCUCUCGUCUGCGAGGCCCGGCUGCACCUGGACGAGCUGGACGUGGAGGCCACACAGCGGCAGAGCUCACAGACGCUCCACGUGAACAUUGCCCCCAGCAACACCAGCAUCCUGGUGAGCCCCUCCUCCACCCUGGAGGAAGGCAGCUCCGUGGCGAUGACGUGCUCCAGCGAUGGCCUCCCCGCACCCAGACUCCGGUGGAGCAGGUGGCUUCCCAACGGGCAGCUGCAGUUCCUUUCUGAGAACACAACGCUCACCUUGGCUUCUGCUGGGAGGGAAGAUUCUGGGGUUUACGUGUGUGAAGCGAGCAGUCUGGCCGGGAUAAGCAGAAGUGAAGUUGAAUUAAUUAUCCAACAAGUUGCUCCAAGAGACAUUCAACUUAUAGCAUCUCCUUCCGAGAGCGUCAAGGAAGGAGACACGGUCAUCAUCUCCUGCACGUGUGGAAAUGUUCCCAAAGCCUGGAUCAUCCUGAAGAAGAAAGCCGAGUCCGGGGACAUGGUGCUCAAGUCCAUAGGAGGCGCCUACACCAUCCACAAGGCCCAGUUAGAGGACGCGGGCGUGUACGAAUGUGAAUCCAAAAACGAGCGUGGCCUGCAGUCCCGAAGUAUCACCCUUGAUGUGAAAGGGAGAGAAGGGGACAAGGACUACUUCUCGCCCGGGCUCCUCGUGCUGUACUGCGCGUCCUCCUUACUCAUCCCCGCCCUCGGGAUGAUCGUCUACUUCGCAAGGAGGGCCAACAUGAGGGGGUCCUACAGCCUGGUGGAAGCACAGAAAGCCAAGGUGUAG